AUGAAAACGCUGUAUCAUACUAUAUUCAAGAGAUCAUGCAUCAACUCGAUUGGUACAUGAAUAAUAAAAAACGAAAAAAAUAUAGAGUUUAUCAUCAGAGAAUCUAAGCUUUCCAAUUUGUUUGAUUCACCAAAACUAUGAACAGAAAGCCUUAGUACACUAGCUACAUAUCAAAUAGAAAGCAACUCAUGUGACCUGAACUUCUUAAAAAAGUACUUCUCAAAAGUGUGAGAAAUGGAUAGCUGGUAUAAUAAUAUUUUGAAUGCUGAAAAAAUUAUGCUUGAAAUUUUGCUGCUGACUUAUGUCAGCCAGAGUUUUUAUGAAGAGUUUGAAGAAUUAGCAAUGAAGUUCGCCUUCAAAUUUUUCGAUAAUGCUUAUAAUCAUGUUAGAGAAUACAUAAAUAGAGAUAGGAUGUUUUCAUUGAUUUUUCAAUCUUUGCCUAAAGUUUGGAAAAAGAUUUCGAAAUUUAUAGCAGCAAAUACAAAUAUCGAUCAAGCAACAAAUUCAGAGGAAUUUUUUAAGAUUGGUUUUUUAUUUACUCUAGAGGAGUUGCACACGGAAUAUUCAGCUACAACAGCUCCAGAAUAUUUUAUAAAAUUUAUUGAACUUCUAAUUAGUUAUUUUUAG
Messenger RNA from Blepharisma stoltei, 627 nucleotides. The record is from the annotation of a GenBank genome assembly. Lineage: Eukaryota; Ciliophora; Heterotrichea; Heterotrichida; Blepharismidae.